Molecule: messenger RNA, 4168 nt
Organism: Rhopilema esculentum
Lineage: Eukaryota; Metazoa; Cnidaria; Scyphozoa; Rhizostomeae; Rhizostomatidae
Product: microfibril-associated glycoprotein 4
Biological process (GO): fibrinolysis; blood coagulation; positive regulation of heterotypic cell-cell adhesion
Cellular component (GO): fibrinogen complex
Molecular function (GO): protein-macromolecule adaptor activity; extracellular matrix structural constituent
Source: RefSeq, a predicted model, not a curated record
UGCUUAAAUGAGUUUUGAUGAUUAGAUGAAAAAAGACCAUAAAUAGACCCCACGAAAGUCCACUUUCAGUCGUUUUUAGUCAUCACAGCAUUUUAUCACUAGAAAGAGGAAUCUAGUACUGCGAACGAUUUUUUCAUUGUUGGAUUAUCAAAAGACAAACAGUUUUAUAUCACGUUGAGUCAGAAAUGACAAUGGGACAGACUUCUGCAGUACUGGAUGAAUGAGGUCUAGGACUGUGGUGCCAAUCUUUUAAUGAGUAUUAAGAUGAGCAGGGUUAGAAUUAAGAUAUGAUGUAUUCCGCUGCUAUUCCUUUUAUUGCCAUUAAUUCAAUUAUCAUAGAAAAAAGCAAAAUCGUACAAUAAAAAAAUCUUUCAAACUAAAAUGGUACUAGACUGGUACUAGACUGGUACCACAAGUACCGCUGCAAGUCGCCACUACUAUACAUGUCAGUCAAUCAGGGAUUUGAGAUUUAUGCUGAUGUAAUCAAUCAACUAUUAGUAAAGAAUUGAAAGUGUUGCCUAUGUUGAAGCACAAGUUUUUUCUGUUAAGUGUCAGUCAAGAUUGUGCCAAUAGAUAUGACAUCAUCAAACGGGUUGUUGCAUACAUAGAUAGGUACAGAGGCUUAGUAAAACAGAGUCCAAAUCUUGCCUACCUAAACAGAAUCCCAAUACUGCCUAUCUUUUAUGUAAAUAUUCGAGCUAUAAUGAAAUGCCAAGUUAUAUAAAUCGAUAAUGGGAGCGUAUUCAAGAAUGCGCUCAUUUGAGUGAUGCCAUCGUUAAGUCGACUAUAUAAGGAAGUUAAUCGUGAUGCUUUGCAGUUAAACCCGCGCAUUAUUUUAGAAGAAGAAUGAAACAGUUUCUCUUACAAAACAAGUGACCCCAGACAUUUUCAAUCCAUGUUCGACGUAGCUUUGUUUUAAACAUAGAAAAGGGACAACGAAAAUAGAAUAGUUAUCAACAUGAAUGGAAGCAGUCUUCUGAAUUCGUUUAAAGAAAUGACUAUAUAAAGAGCAAUAUCUCAAAGAAAUUUUUUUCUGAACCGACAUCUGAUUUGGGGCGUGUUUUGUGGUUAAAUACCUGUUCAAGAAGCUCAGUAAUCCAAACUGAGAUUAUUGAUCAUUCAGGUAUCCAGACUGCUGUGCAAUUCAAGCAGGAAUAGGUUGUACGCAAGAAGAACUUGCGGCUUUGUUCCCAAACUAGAUCUUGAUCGUUUAAUUUGGUGUCUAUGCUUUAUUUCCAAAAUUUCAUCUUGUUUACUUUAUUUCUUCUAAGCCAAAAAUUUUUCUUUCCCAUCUUUAUAGGCAAUUUUUCUUUUUUAUGAGCUUUGUUUUUUUUAUGGUUUAUUUCUUGCUGUUUAUCCUUUUCUUCAAGCUAAACGUUCAUCAACUUCAACAUACGUCGUUCUGGUGCAUGCCCCAGAUAGCCAUCAAAUUUGUUUUUCCCAUGGUUCGUCAACAUUUAUUUCAAAUUGUAAUGUAGAUAUGAUCAGUAGGAUGUUUUAGAUAUCUCUAAUAUCGUAAUUAAUUCAUAUUUUCGUAUAUUUCACAUUUGAUUUCUUGUAGCUGAAAAAAAAAUUUGAAUUUGAGAGCUGUAACUGGUAAGCAAAGAAACGGGAACUGCAGAACAGUUAAGUCGAUUAGUUAGUUGAUUUUCAUACUGCCUAGUCAACUUUAGUCCACGUUAAGAUUUCUGAAACAAAAGCUAGAAGAAUUGUGAGCCUAAUGCUCCCAAUAUAUUCAUUUCAAUCCAUUUUUAGGAAAUAGCUAUGAGAAUUAUAAAAAUUUUAAAGUAAAAGAUGAUUCAAAGAAUUUAGCAGCACGCUGAGUUAUACAUUAUUUGUUCCUAGCCCCAUGACAAAACUCUUUCGCGAGCUUUUGCUUCAAAUUCUUCGCUCAGACUGUUUCUAACGUCGAUGCUUGAGUUUAAAACGAUAAGUACAUGCUCGAGCUCGGAAUUAAAAAAUCUGGACGCCAUUGCCAAAAAUAAUUUCUACCUUUGUUGCAAAAUGAUCAAUUUUAAUUUCAAUUCAUUUUCACAACAUGAGAAGGAUGUGAAACUUCCCAAAACAUAGAGAAGAACGAACUACCAUAAAAGAUUCCCAGGGACUGGUAGCGACAAUGAGCAUAAAUCAACAUGAAUGGAAACGAUCUUCUGAAUACUUCUAAAAAUAUGACUUUUUCAAGAGCAAUUUAUCCAAGAAUUCUUUCCUAAAGCCACAUCUGAUUUACUGCUUGUUUUUGGUUAAAUACCUGGUCAAGAAGCUCAGUAAUCCAAACUGAGAUUAUUGAUUAUUCAGGUAUCCAGACUGCUGUGCAAUUCAAGCAGGAAUAGGUUUUACGCAAGAAGAACUUGUGACCUGGGUAGACGAAUUGUGGACACCAGCAUAGAUAUGGUACAGAGGAGAGGAAAAUCGAAUACAUCUCAAUCUAAUUGUGCUGUGUAUUAGUAACUGACGAAAACAACAACAACAACGCAUUAAAUUUCUGAUGACUGAGAGAGACGGAAAGUAAAACUACAGUGCGAAACUAUGGGGAAGUACAUUUUGUACAUUUUGUGUCUUCAAAUUUGCAAAAUUUCUGCAGAAAUCAAUAAUUCAGGCAGCUUUGCAACAUUUGGUAGCUUCUUCCAACAAGACAAACGAGAAGAAGAAAUCAACCUGGACAAGGAGACAGCAUUCAUCAAACCUGAUUUCUUUUCCUGUGAUCGGGGAGCGACCUGUUAUCACGUUAUGAAAAGACAGUCUACAGAAGAGUACCAAAUCAACACCAAAGAUUCUUCUUUGAAAGAUAAAGAAAGUUACAAUGUUGUAUGGAAAAGAACACCAAAGAAGCCUGCAUUUAGUUGCAAGGAUUUGUAUGACCGAGGGAUACGAAGAAACGGAGUAUAUGAUAUCAACACACCAAACAAGAAGGUCUUAAAGGUUUACUGCGAUAUGAAAACAGAUUGCGGAGGUUGGACUGUAAUACAGCGCCGUGUUGAUCCAUCAACUGAUUUCAACCGCAAUUGGUCUGAUUACAAACUUGGUUUUGGAUCUGUGGAAAAGAAUUUGUGGAUUGGCCUCGAGAAUAUGCACUCUCUUGCCAGACCUGAUGCAAGCACCACUCUUCGCAUUGAGUUAAAACAUAUACAUAAAAGAGACCAGUUACUUUUUGCAAAAUAUGGCAGCUUCAAGAUUGGCAGUGAAACAGAUGGUUUCCGUUUGAAUGUUGCUCAAUAUUCAGGAACAGCUGGGGAUGCUCUCUCUGGAAUGCACAAUGGUAGGAAAUUCGCAACAUUCGAUCGUAACGACGAGACUCGUGUCGAUUGUCCACGUCGUGGUUUUGGUGGUUGGUGGUAUGGCAUUUGUCAUAUAGGCUAUCUUAACGGACGAUAUCCAAGCAGUCUGUAUGAGGCAUAUACAACUAUGUCAUGGAGACCCAUUGACGACCGCUAUGGUACCAUAUAUUUCUCUGAAAUGAAGGUGAGACGCAAUUGAACCACAAACAUUGUUAGGACUGCAAUAAAUUUGAUGCCAUCUUUUAGCACUACUGCACGAUUGACUUUUGCACAUGAUUUAGGUAAUGGCUUAUCCAUGUUAGCAAGAUCUUGAUAGUAUUAUAUAGAAAAGGUUUAAAUAGUUUAUGUACGGUCAUUCAAAAGCUUUUAAUCUCGUUUUACCGCAAUUGUACGUAUUGACAUGUUGAAGUCCAUGUAUAUCGAGAGAGUAAAUUGCUGUAUCAAAAUCAAGAGUAAGUAUAGCAAAGCUUUAGAAAGCUAUCUGGGGUGAAAAAGAUAUUAGUCUCGAGCUUGUAAAGCUUUACUAUGAUGAUAUGAUAAUUAUCAACUUCUUUACGUUGAUGACAUGAUUUGAAUCUCAUGGUUUCCAGCAUGAAUUUCUAUAUUCAGGAAGCCACUAAUAGCAUUAAAAUGCUUGACUUGAUAACUUGAUGGUGUCAUUUUUAGAAGAAAUUUUUUGUUUACUUGGAUACCUACUUCUUUUAACUGUUGCCAUUUUAAUUAUACACAAAGUGGCAUUUAGCCGUCCUUCCUAAGCACAUGGAAAGUCAGAAAUACUUUCCUUUCCACUACACGGAUUGCAUGAAGAAUGGUGGUACAAGAACUUCAAUCUUGCCCCGUUUUGGAAACUGUUCCAUACUUCAUAGCACGAAAUUAUUGAGCGCAGAUUAGCA